Kwoniella shivajii is the source of this 3177-nucleotide messenger RNA. RefSeq lists its product as uncharacterized. The transcript is spliced from 8 exons. Gene Ontology annotation, molecular function: NAD+ kinase activity. The record is from RefSeq and is a predicted model, not a curated record. Gene Ontology annotation, biological process: NADP+ biosynthetic process; NAD+ metabolic process. Bases 1 to 3177 code for a protein of 1058 amino acids. Lineage: Eukaryota; Fungi; Basidiomycota; Tremellomycetes; Tremellales; Cryptococcaceae.
AUGGUAGGAUCAUCUGAAAUGUCAAAGAAUGAGACUAUCCGGCCUACGACACCCAAUUCUAAUCCUCCCAUCCCUUCAUCUACUUCGUCAACCUCAUCGUCCCGUACUCCCACCUCCGUAGUCAAUAUACCUUCAACGAAUAGAAUUCGUAAUCCUGCACCUCCAUCACCUCUAUCAAAAGUAUCGUCAGUCUCACCAGAUUCGAAUAUAAGUCAUCUACCUCUUACUUCUGCUUCUUCAUCUUUGUCUUCAAUCACCUCUUCCUCACAUGCCAACGCAAAUACCAACGCAAAUGUGAAUACCGAUACAGAAUCACCAGUAGUAUCCCCAUCAGGAGGAGGUUCAAAAGGAAUGAGUAGCAACAGUAACAAUAGUAUACCUUUACAUUCACCUUGUUUUAUCCAUUCGCAUCUGGAUAAGACUGGUUCAUUGCAAGAUUGGUUAAAGAAUAAGUCAACGCCCAAUCAUCAAGCACCAAGCUCCCUUUCAGGAGGAUCAAAAGCUGCCUCUACAUCCGGUUCAAACGCAAGUACGUCAACCUACCGUAACGCAAAUGGAAAUACAACAACGCAUAAUCACAAUCACAACCAUAUUUACCAUACUGGAAACACAACUAAACCAACUAGACAACCUUCUUAUCCAGCUUUCCAACAAAAUAUGCCAAAUCCGUUACACUCGCAUUCAAAAUCCGCUCCACCUCCGAACGCAAUGUCGAGGUCACAUACUCCAUCAAAUUCGAUGCCCACAAGCCCAAACGGUACUUCGUCAGGAAGUAAGUUUCCUUCACCCAUAGUGAAAGAUAGUGGAUAUGAAUCGGAUCAAUCUUCAAUUAAUGGUAAUGGAAGUGGUAAAUUUAGUGGAAGUGCUAUCUUAGAUGGUGAUUUGGUUGAUGAUUCAGAAGAAGGUGGUAGCUUGACUAGACAGUUGGCGGAGACAGCUCAAGGUGUGAGAGAGAUGAGUAAGGAACUAGGUCGCACAAAGGUCCGAUCCCGUAUCCAACACGUCCUCAUCGUCACCAAAGCACGCGACAACCGACUUAUCAAACUAACUCGUGAGCUCGCCAUCUAUCUUAUGCAGAAGAAAGCGGCAGCAUCUACGGAUGGCGCAAGUAGACCGGGACAUGAGGGCAGGGAUCGCGGGAUGGUAGUCUAUGUCGAUGCUCAACUACGAACCUCGAAAAGAUUCGAUGCAGCGGGCAUUCAACGAGACUUCCCAGAAUUCUUCCAACCACUCUCAAGGAGGAGGAGCUCUUCUUCGGCAAGUAUAAGCACUUUAGGCGGCCUAUCAGCAUAUCCUUCAACCACGAACAUGUUCGACUUUCAAAGGCGUAGUAAAGAUGAAGGUCAGCUGAGAUAUUGGACUUCAGAGAUGUGUAGUACCUCUCCACACUUGUUCGAUUUCGUCAUUACUUUGGGUGGUGAUGGAACCGUAUUGUUUACUUCUUGGCUCUUCCAACGAAUCGUUCCUCCAGUUCUGCCUUUCGCUCUAGGUUCCCUCGGAUUUUUGACCAACUUUGACUACGCCGGAUACAAGCAGACAAUGGAUAAAGUUGUUGAUGAAGGUAUUCGCGUCAAUCUCCGAAUGCGGUUCACGUGUACCGUAUACCGAGCUAUCGCUCCAGAAGAAGCUGCUUUGGCUGCUAGUGCGAAAGGAGGGAAAAAGCGGAAAGCCAUUAAGAAACCAGGGGGAGAAAUUUUGAUGUCGCAUGUGGACAAGGGUGGAUGGGAAAGCUUGGAAGGUCCGCCUCCUCAGGGGUGUCUAUCCGAUGCAGCGAAGAAAGAUAAAGAAAUCUUGUGCUUCUCGACCAGACCUGUAGAACAAUUUGAAGUGUUGAAUGAUUUGGUAGUAGACAGAGGACCCAGUCCAUACGUCAGCUUGCUGGAGUUAUUCGGGGACGAACAUCACCUUACGACAGUUCAAGCCGACGGAUUGACUGUUUCCACUCCCACAGGUUCUACAGCUUAUUCUCUUUCAGCGGGAGGAUCACUAGUUCAUCCUCAAAUUCCAGCCUUGCUCAUCACACCAAUAUGCCCUCAUACUCUAUCGUUCAGGCCGAUGUUACUGCCGGACAGCAUGGAGUUGAGGAUUUGCGUACCAUAUAAUUCUAGAAGUACCGCUUGGGCGAGUUUCGAUGGUAGAGGUAGAGUAGAGCUCAAACAGGGAGACCAUAUCAAAGUCACCGCGUCAAAAUACCCAUUCCCUACUGUAUGUGCAGACAAAGCUUCCACAGAUUGGUUCUCUUCCAUCUCUCGAACUCUUCGUUGGAAUGAGAGAGAAAAGCAGAAGUCAUUCGUGGUGGUCGAAGAAGAAUCCGAACCUCCUGCAGAUACUAAAUCACAUCAAGCGAGUACGAAUAAGAGACAAUCCGAGAAGGAUGGCCAAAAAGCUGCAGAAGCUGAAAGAGCCGCUGUGAGCGUGGAGGAUAAGGACAACGAUGACGACGAAGAGGAUGAAGAGGACGACGAUGAGGAAGACGAAGAAUUUGAUAUAGAUGACAAAUCUGGCGGAGAAAACAGUAAACCUUCUUCGCAACCUUCUUCGCCACCUAUUGAAGCGGAAAACCCUCCUGCAAUACCAUCAAAUAAACUGCAUUCUAUGCUCGAUCGUGCACACAGAAAUGGUUUGGAGACUCCAAGUAGAUUCAUGACACCUUAUGAAGGCCCUCCACCAUUAUCACAACGACAUCUGGUAGAAGCUUUGAAUAAAGCUGAAAUAAGAGAAAAGGAUAACGAAUCUGGACAGCGAGAUAAUAUACGGGGUGAUGGGAGUGCAUUCAGAUUCAAUAGUAAACAUGGCGAACAUUUAAUACCACCAGGAAGAUCUAAUAUUACCUCACCAAAACAAGGUCAAGAUGAAGAUGACGAUGACGAUCAAGAGAAAAUAAACGAAUCUGAAUCUGGUGAAGCGGGAGAUUCAACAACGAAUGAGGAAAUUAAAAUCAUAGAUCAGAAGACCCCAAGACCCGUUAUGACCCAUUCCACAAGUGGGAUUCAGCAUCAACAUCAUCAUCACCAUCACCACCAUCACCAUCAUGCCGAAGGCGACAGACGCACAUAUAGCAAUAACAAUACCCAUGCUGGGAGAGGUGAAGGUAAAGGAAAAGCUAAAGCUUUCGCUUUCUUUGGUCAGGAUGACUCUGCAAGCGAUUUAAGCGAUGAUCAUUCCGAUUGCGAAUAA